Aphidius gifuensis is the source of this 1526-nucleotide messenger RNA. RefSeq names its product protein hunchback (gene Hb). The transcript is spliced from 5 exons. Gene Ontology annotation, biological process: regulation of transcription by RNA polymerase II. The record is from RefSeq and is a predicted model, not a curated record. Gene Ontology annotation, molecular function: RNA polymerase II cis-regulatory region sequence-specific DNA binding; DNA-binding transcription factor activity. NCBI's taxonomy places the organism in Eukaryota, Metazoa, Arthropoda, Insecta, Hymenoptera, Braconidae. The coding region runs from base 63 to 1397 and encodes 444 amino acids.
GAAGUAGAAAUUCAUCUGCAACUGGUACACCAUCACCAGAAUCAUCAUUUGAUUCAUGUAUUAUGACACCAAAUCUUCCAGUUUACACUGAUCGCGACAUGUUGGAACAUCAACAAAGACGAUUUGCAAGAAUGAGUGUACAUCAACCAAUGGACCUUGGUGCACAAAAUAAUCAUGAAAAUGUUCCAACUAAUUAUGGUUCUUCUGCUGCAAUAAAUAGAUAUCCAUAUGCUGGAGCUCCAGGUGGUGGUUAUUUUUCAGUACCAUUUGAUUCAUACAAAUACAUGAAUGGUUCACAAAUGUUUCAACAAUUGAGUCUUCAAUUGAGUCCACAUUCUGGUUCACAAUCAAGUCGUCAAUCAUGUUCUCAAUUAAGUCCAGAAUCAAAUUCUCAAUUAAGUCCAAAUGAACAAAAUAAUUCAGAAUUACAAGCUGAUAAAUCUGAUGAUUUUGAUAAUGAUAAUAAUCAAGAUGAAUCUGAUAAAAAUAUAAACAACAAAAGAAAAAGAAAAACAAAUGAAAAAACAAAAAGUUAUAGUUGUAAACGUUGUGAUUAUGUUGCUUUAUCAAAACUUGAUUUUUGGAAACACAAUGCAAUUCAUAUUAGACCAGAAAGAAGAUUAGAAUGUCCAAAAUGUCCAUUUGUAACUGAAUUAAAACAUCAUUUACGAUUUCACAUGGAUAAUCAUAAUGGUGCUAAACCAUUUAGAUGUGAAGCAUGUAAUUAUUCAUGUGUUAAUAAAUCAAUGUUAAAAAGUCAUGAAAAAUUACAUUUAGAUAUAUUACAAUAUAGAUGUGCUGAUUGUACAUUUGCUGCAAAAUAUUAUCAUUCAUUAAAAAAACAUUUAAAAAAAUUACAUCAUAAAGCACAAGUUAUAUUAAAUAGAGAUGGUACACCAAAUCCAUUGACAAUUAUUGAUACAUAUGGUACACGUAGAGGACCUAAACAAAAACCAGUACAAAAAAAAUCAACUGAUGAUAAACAAAAUGAUAAUCAAAAUAUUGAAAAACAAAUUGAUAAAUCAUUUGAUAAUGAAACAUUUCUGAAUAUAGACAAUAAUUUUAUAACAAAUGAAGAAUAUGCUGAAAAACAAAUUGAAGAAUUUAAUGAUAACAAUGAAAUGCCAAAUAAAACACCAAAGUUAUCAAAUGAAAUAAUAUCAGUACCUGAUAAUAAUAAAAAAAUUAAUAUAACUGAUAAUAAUAUUAAUAAUGAAAGUACUAAAAAAAAAUUUACCUGUAAUUAUUGUGAAAUUUCAUUUGUUAAAGAAGUUAUGUAUUCACUUCAUAUGGGUUUUCAUGGUUUUAAUGAUCCAUUUCAUUGUAAUUCAUGUGGUAAAAAAUAUGAAGAUGAUGUAUCAUUUUUUCUUCACAUUUGUCGUUCUGAGCACGCGUAAUAAUUUAAAUUAAUUUUUUUUUUUUUCCAUAAUUUAUUUACGCGUUCUAGUCAUAAAUGUUAUCCCAGUAGAUUCUGUGAAUUAAACAAAACAAAAUUAAUAAGGGUGCAAUUGAUAGAUUUCUUUACC